GCAGACGGUCUUGCUGGCUGUGUAGACCCUCUCGCCCCUCCACUUCCGAGGCCCCCGGGAACGGGCGGUGUCGGCUUGGAGGUGCUCGGGUGCACCUUCCUUCGGCCCCCAAAGACUUUCCUGGCCGCACCGAACCGACCCUUUCUUCAUGCUGCAGUGCUGCAACAUUUCCGCCACCGAGGGGGAAAAGCGGCCGCGAUCCCAAACAAAACGCAAGAAUUGGCGUGUGACUCAUCGGCUUGGAUACCUCCAGUCCCCAAACUGUCUUCCAGGACUUUUCUUGGCCGAAGCUGUCCGAUGUUUGAACCUUUUCUUCCCCGGGAAGAAGAUGGACUGAAAGCUGCCAGUUGGGGACUUUUCGUGACCAGGGCGCAGCUGGGGUUUGAAGGAGGUGAUGGGGCUUGUGCUGGCUUGUCUUCCCACUCUAGUGAAGAGUUGUUGAUGAUGUUCACUGGUUAUGCUUAGACAAUGCGCAGUUUGUUUUGAUUUAAAAUUUUGGGGGGGGAUAGGGGUAUAGGCUUGUGACGGGCAGUCGGGAUUCGGUGGAACUCCUCUUUGUCCCUGGUAGGAGAGACACCCCCCAGUCUGUCCUCGAUGCCGUCAGCCUUGGCCAUCUUCACUUGCCGCCCGAACUCGCACCCGUUUCAGGAGCGUCAUGUCUACCUGGACGAACCCAUUAAAAUCGGCCGUUCCGUGGCCCGCUGUCGACCUGCGCAGAAUAAUGCUACCUUUGAUUGCAAAGUGCUGUCAAGGAACCAUGCUCUCGUCUGGUUUGAUCACAAGACGGGCAAGUUUUAUCUCCAAGACACUAAAAGUAGUAAUGGUACCUUUAUAAAUAGCCAGAGAUUGAGUCGAGGCUCUGAAGAAAGUCCACCAUGUGAAAUUCUUUCCGGUGACAUUAUCCAGUUUGGGGUAGAUGUGACGGAGAACACACGGAAAGGUACGGUUACCCAUGGGUGUAUUGUUUCCACAAUAAAGCUUUUUCUACCAGAUGGUAUGGAAGCCCGGCUCCGCUCAGAUGUCAUCCAUGCUCCAUUACCAAGUCCUGUUGACAAAGUUGCUGCUAACACUCCAAGUAUGUACUCUCAGGAAUUAUUCCAGCUUUCUCAGUAUCUACAGGAGGCCUUACACCGGGAACAGAUGUUGGAACAGAAGUUAGCCACGCUUCAACGGCUACUAGCCAUUACCCAAGAGGCUUCAGAUACCAGUUGGCAGGCUUUAAUAGAUGAAGAUAGACUCUUAUCUCGGUUAGAAGUUAUGGGAAAUCAAUUACAGGCAUGCUCCAAAAAUCAAACAGAAGAUAGUUUACGGAAGGAAUUAAUAGCAUUACAGGAAGAUAAACACAACUAUGAGACGACAGCCAAAGAGUCCCUGAGGCGGGUUCUUCAGGAGAAAAUUGAAGUGGUUAGAAAACUUUCAGAAGUUGAGCGAAGUCUGAGUAAUACAGAAGAUGAAUGUACCCACCUGAAAGAAAUGAAUGAACGGACUCAGGAAGAAUUAAGAGAACUAGCCAAUAAAUAUAAUGGAGCUGUUAAUGAGAUUAAAGAUUUAUCGGAUAAAUUAAAGGUAGCAGAAGGAAAACAAGAGGAAAUCCAACAGAAGGGACAAGCUGAGAAAAAAGAAUUGCAACAUAAAAUUGAUGAAAUGGAAGAAAAAGAACAGGAGCUCCAGGCAAAAAUAGAAGCUUUGCAAGCUGAUAAUGACUUCACCAAUGAAAGACUAACAGCUUUACAAGUACGGUUAGAACAUCUUCAGGAGAAAACUCUUAAAGAAUGCAGCAGCUUAGGGAUACAAGUUGAUGACUUCUUACCUAAAAUAAAUGGGAGCACAGAAAAAGAGCACUUGCUUUCAAAGAGUGGCGGGGACUGCACUUUUAUUCAUCAAUUCAUAGAAUGCCAGAAGAAGCUGAUUGUCGAGGGGCAUCUAACCAAAGUGGUAGAAGAAACAAAGCUUUCAAAAGAAAAUCAGGCAAGAGCAAAGGAAUCUGAUUUAUCAGAUACUCUGAGUCCAAGCAAAGAAAAAAGUAGUGACGACACUACAGACGCCCAAAUGGAUGAGCAAGACCUAAAUGAACCCCUUGCUAAAGUGUCCCUAUUAAAAGAUGACUUGCAGGGUGCACAGUCAGAAGUUGAGGCAAAACAAGAAAUUCAACAUCUUCGCAAGGAAUUGAUUGAAGCCCAGGAGCUAGCUAGAGCAAGUAAACAAAAAUGCUUUGAACUUCAAGCUCUUUUGGAAGAAGAAAGAAAAGCCUAUCGAAAUCAAGUUGAGGAAUCCACUAAACAAAUACAGGUUCUUCAAGCCCAACUGCAGAGAUUACACGUCGAUAUGGAGAAUCUCCGGGAGGAGAAGGACAGUGAAAUCACAAGCACUCGAAAUGAAUUGCUUAGUGCCCGAGAUGAAAUUUUGCUCCUUCAUCAAGCAGCAGAAAAGGCUGCCUCUGAGAGGGAUAUUGACAUUACUUCUUUACAAGAAGAGCUUAAGAAGGUGCGAGCAGAGCUUGAGCGGUGGCGGAAAGCAGCCUCAGAAUAUGAGAAAGAAAUCACAAGUCUGCAAAACAGUUUUCAGCUUCGGUGUCAACAAUGUGAGGACCAGCAGAGAGAAGAAGCAACAAGGCUACAAAGUGAACUGGAGAAGUUGAGAAAGGAAUGGAAUGUAUUGGAAACUGAAUGCCGUGCUCUUAAAAAGGAAAAUGUUUUGCUAUCAUCAGAACUGCAGCGACAAGAAAAAGAAUUGCACAAUUCUCAGAAGCAGAGUUUAGAGCUUACCAGUGAUCUCAGCAUCCUUCAGAUAACCAGGAAAGAACUUGAGAGUCAAGUGGGAUCCUUGAAAGAACAGCAUCUUCGGGAUUCAGCAGACUUAAAAACUCUUCUCAGUAAGGCUGAAAACCAAGCAAAGGAUGUACAGAAAGAGUAUGAAAAGACACAGACUGUACUCUCAGAGCUGAAGUUGAAGUUUGAAAUGACUGAGCAGGAAAAACAAUCAAUCACAGAUGAGCUCAAACAAUGUAAAGACAACCUGAAGCUGCUCCGAGAGAAAGGAAAUAAUCCUUCCAUAUUACAACCCGUCCCAGCCGUAUUCAUCGGCCUAUUCCUGGCUUUCCUGUUUUGGUGUUUCGGUCCAUUGUGGUAGAGAAAGAAACCCUGGCCCUGGAUGCCCAUGUUGGCUGCCCUGGUUGCAGUGACAGCCAUCGUGCUGUACGUGCCAGGUCUGGCCAGAGCUUCUCCAUGAGAGCGUUUCUUGAGUCCGUACACCGUCCUCCCUCUAGAAGCUGGCAUCACACUCAUGCUGGGGACAAACAACCAUUUUCUUCCUUUUUACCUCUUAAAACAGCAGAAGUGCAAGAAUACAGCUAUAGGGUCAUUGCUUUAAAUUAUAUAAAAUGUAUCUGUCUAUAAAGAAGAUAUAAAAUUGUGACUUUAUUCAACUGUAAGCAAUAAUUUGCUUGCAAUUUUUCAUGUAAUUUUUAAAUUAGUAUGUUGAGAAUCUGAACAUUAUGGUGGCCUAAAGUAGGCUUCUUGGUACACCAAAUUAUUUAUAACAUUAAAUUUGUGGGUAUUUUACUCUGAAUUCUAAUGGCCAGAUAAUUCAUUUUUCUGAUUCGAUAACUGCCCAAACCAAACAACCGAUACCCGGGAAGAGAGGCCCUGUGUGCUCAGUGCCUAUCAGUUUGAAAUAUAUACACAUAUAUAUAUAUUUUUUUUACAUAUUUACGCCAUUUUUACUUGUUAUAAAACCACUGAGCUAUUGGGAACAAGACUUAGAGACAACUAUUUAUGUGGAUUUUUUUUUUUUUUUAAGAAGAAAUACGCUUGAAAAAUAUUCUGUUCUAGUGAUAAUUUGGGGAAUAUGUGCACGCUUGUUCGGCCUUAAUGUGACUUGACAAUAUGGAGGACACCAACUUUGAAACUUUCCAUGAGAGUAUGUCUUUUCUCAAGCAAACUGAAGUAUUUCUGGGAGCAAAAACAUAGUAAUUAUACAGUUUCAGUACAGUAAACCAAACUGUUGAGUCAAUUGGAAUGUAAUUUAUUAAACCUCAUGUAUUUAAAGAGAUAUUUUCUUUAAAAGCCAAGUUACUUUCUCAUAUACAGCAUUUUAGAAAGCAUGAUUUUUUUUCUAUCAUCUCUUCCUCCAAGCAUGUUUAAUUGAAGAAAGAAUUAAUAUCUCUUUAGAUAAGCUUUUACUGACUUAAUUUGGUUAUGAUAUUUCAAAGCUAAUUCAUGUUUGAGACGAGCUGUUGUUACCUACCAACAGAUUUCUUGGUUUGGUAUGCAAAUGGUUAUUUUAUUUUUAUUGUUGUUAAUUGGGACAUUCUGUUAAUGAGAAGCACUAUUCCCAAGAUAAAUAGUGUUCCAUGCACAAUGAAGCACCUAAACACUGCUUGAUGUUAUAAAUUUACAACACAGAAGUGAAAGUUUAGCUAUGGGUUUGUGCAGCACCACGGUUAUGUCAAUAAAGUUUAUUUAGGUCAUAGAAUAUCCUAAAGUAUCAUAUAGUUAAAAUUUUUCAGUCAAUGGAGACUAGGAGGGAAUGUCAAUGAAUUGGCUUUAAUGUUCUGUGGCAAUUCACAGGCCUAGCCAAAUAUUGAAAUAGAAGCUUAGGAUAUAAUUUGCCUUGUGAUGUUUGCCAGUCAUUGUUUCUACUUUAAAGGUUAUGUUUUAAGCUAUUUGGGAUUUGUUAUUGGGAGGAUCACUAGAUUUAUGGAGGAAUUAGUCACAAAUGACUUGUAGAAAAUACUGUCAUAUAUAGUUCAUUUCAUCAUUUUCUGUUGCAGGAAGCCACUCCACCACAGAAUGCUAAUAUGCCAGUGGUACCCAGUACCUCUUGUAUAUAGGUUAUUGCAAAUAUUGUUCUGAAAUGCUUAACUUCAGAAUUACAUUUUUUAAAGUAAAUAAUUGUUUUAAAUCUAUUUUGUAAAGAUAUAAAGUACAAUAGAAUUUCUGGAGUACAGAUUAAACUAUUUGCACUAACACACGUGAUGUGCAUGAUUUAAUAAAAUAAUUUUACUCUCCCUAUGCAUUUUUGAGUUGGAUAUCAUUGAAAUUCUCAGUACUGAUUUUACUAUUUCAUUGUUAAUAGUCUUUUCUUGAAAUGACUCUUUAUGCAACAUAAUAUAUGUUUGGUGUUCUUAGGGUUUAAAAGAAAACACUGAGCUGUUUCCUCAAAGUUUUAUUAGCCUUUUAUUUAACUUACUGCUCUAAAUUUUACCCUUUUACUAUGGUUAUUGUUAAAGCGUGACUCACUUGCUAGACAAGUCUCUUUAAAUGUAAAGUCUAGUAUCAAUAUUUACUUUAUUCAAAUUGAAUAAAUGAGUUUUUAUAGUUACUGCCACUUUUUUUCAAGAAUAUAAAUGAGCCUAUUCAUGAGCAAUACCUCCAGUUUUGUUCAGUUUUGUUCACUUCCAGGUUGAAUAAAGAGUAGGAUUAUUCACUGCUAGUAAUUGAGUCAUUAAAAAUUUUAACUACAACAGUUAAGAAUUGAACAACCCUAUAAUGAUACAUUUAAGAAUUACUCAGAGGUGCUACAUAACUGAAACUGAAAAGAAUGUGGUGUUUGAAGCUAAACAGAUCCGUUUUGACAUCCUGACUCUGCCUUUUAUUAGCUAUGUUACCUUGGGCAAAUCAUUUAUCUUUUCUGAGACUCCAUUUCCUCACCUAUCAAUGGAGAAAAUAAUAUCUGUAUUUUUAGUGAUAGAAAGAAAUUAAAAAGAUGAUGUGUGUGAAUUGUGAUUUGAGUGGUAAAUGGUGUUUAUGAAAAUGUCAUAUUGGAAAAAAUACUGCAAAUAUCAAAAAUUUUAGGUGAACCAGUACAGCUAUAUAAAAUGAAUUGAUUGACUCAAC
This is a messenger RNA of Talpa occidentalis (Iberian mole), 5837 nucleotides long. It is a transcript of the gene SLMAP, whose product is annotated as sarcolemma associated protein. The record is from RefSeq and is a predicted model, not a curated record. Gene Ontology annotation, biological process: single fertilization; regulation of voltage-gated sodium channel activity; regulation of membrane depolarization during cardiac muscle cell action potential. Lineage: Eukaryota; Metazoa; Chordata; Mammalia; Eulipotyphla; Talpidae. The transcript has 24 exons. Gene Ontology annotation, molecular function: protein binding. Bases 595 to 3129 code for a protein of 844 amino acids. Gene Ontology annotation, cellular component: acrosomal membrane.